Messenger RNA from Selaginella moellendorffii, 4000 nucleotides. RefSeq lists its product as uncharacterized. The record is from RefSeq and is a predicted model, not a curated record. Lineage: Eukaryota; Viridiplantae; Streptophyta; Lycopodiopsida; Selaginellales; Selaginellaceae. The transcript is spliced from 6 exons. Bases 3201 to 3992 code for a protein of 263 amino acids.
UCGCGGCAGUAGAAUCGUCGAAGUUUUUGCUUGCCGCUUCCCUGGUAGGAAUCUAACGCUUUCGUGUGUGUGCCCAGGCAGCGCAGCGAUCCAUGGGCCUACGCUUUCAUCGAGCUGGAGAGAUCGCAACGCGGUGCUGCUACUCACGGACCGCAGCCGCCGGAUGAGGCGUUGGUGCCGGUGUGGCGCCAUCAUUCCAGCCGCGGUUCAAAGCUUUGCUACCUCGACAAGGCUGCGGCCUCCCUGGUGGAGUUUUGGGUCUUCGCUUGAGGGAAGAGCCCUUGGAUGAGUUUUGGGUCUUCGCUUGAGGGAUCCCCAGGGUAGCUCAUCCGAGCAGUGGUCCGAACAAGAAAACGGCGAGAUCCUUGGAAAGGUUUGUCUUCACUGCCUAAAUUGGUCGCUUGAGGAGCUGCAACACGGUAAAGGGUAUCCUAAAGACGAUAGCACGAAGGAGGAACAACAAAGUUAAGAACUUUUCACUAGAACUGUGAGAAAUAGUCCAGGAGGAUGCAAGAAUCGGUCGCUCAGUGGGAACUGCUGUCACGGCUGUUACGGGAAGAUAAAUUCCAUUGGCACCUUGGUACUGCUUCAACUUUAUCUCUCGACUAGAAAUCUCGACCGGUUUCAGCUGCAUUGUGGUGGACGAAGAACAGGAACUAAGCCUAAGCCUUCAGUACUCCUAGCAGUACUGAGGGAAUGUUGAGAGUCAUUGUCAUGUUAGCUACAGCCGAUGCGGAACUCUUCAGCGACUACUUUGGCAUCGAAACCACUUGUCGUUCCUGGAAGUACUAGGUUGAGAUCCACUAUGAACUGCGCGGGAAUGCCAACAUCGAUAACCACGUAACAAGGACAAUGGAAAGAGUUUGCGAGCUCCACAGGGAGGCCGAUGGGCUUUCCUCAUGUCCCAGGCGGAUGUCGAAUGGGUCUGUAAACGAUUGGCAAAUACGCUGUUUGUGCUGCUUCUUCAUGGAAGGCUUCGUGAAGAGGAUCAGCAACAGCUGGUACUAGAAAGAUAGUUUCUGCAACAAAUAUCGCCGAGACGUCUUUGACGAUACUAGGAAUCAGGCACUUGGUGGAUCCAGGAUUGUCAAAGCAAGCUAUCUUUGAUCCACAGACUGGGAUGACAACGCUGGAGCUUAAUGCAAUCAGUCAAAGCUCCGCAACUCAAAGAGGUCGCACGAGUUCUGGUAUCAGCUACAGAUUGUACAACGAUGAAGACUUUGACGACAUGGCGUUGCUGUUCUCACAUGGGGAUAGUAGUUCUCAAGCUUCUGGCACUAGGCAUAUAGGACGUGGAAAACUUUGACUUCGUGGAGCCUCCCAGCAUCAGCGCUAUCAGGCAUGCAAUGACGAGUUUGCAGCGGCUGGAUGAUGAAGUAAAGAACUGGGAACUUCGGAUUAACACCAAGAACAUUCUCGACAGUUGUGGUCUGGUUCUCAUUCCUUUGAUAUCAUCUUCGACCGUCGAAGUUCGACGACCAUCUCAUUGGCAUGGAGACCUGUUCAACCUCUUGGACGUGUACAGCAUCAACGCAAAGUCACUGAGGAGCUUCCAGGAACAGAUAAGAGGCCUGAAGGACGAGACAAUCAGGAAGAUCGUCACGUCGGCUUUUAUGGAGAAGCUGGCAGUUUUCUGGCAACGGGCGAAUCGGAUACGACUGGGUCGAGAGGCUCACAUUCAUCCAGAGACUGUCCACUGGGGCUGGUAUUUUUCUGCUCGUCGAGGGAGUUUUUGAGCUGCGUGACCGUCGUGGAUCCCGAAUGGGUGGCCGAUCGUUCGGGUAUGAUUUGGAGUCACAGAGCGGUCAUAUCGAACUUGGGGAACACUCUCAUGGCUAGAGUUCGCGGCAAAGAACAGAGCGGACUAGCUUUGCUACAAAAGCAGCUCGAGGCCAAAGGUGUCAGCCAAACAAGGUCCAGGAUCGAGAGCCGCAUGAACGAGCUGCACGUAUACUGUCAUGGCAACAGUGGCGAGACAGAAGUGCUGGCUUCAGAACGAGUGCAUCGAGAAGCAGCUGAGAUUCCGAACGCCCGUGACUCUGAUCGUGUCUGGAUGGUGAAAGAGAUAGUGUUUGAUGAGUGAGGUGAAGGCAUCUCCAGAUUUUGGAGCGUCACCUCAGACAAAGUGGGGUUUGGUCGCCUUUUGACGCACAGCUUCUCCCCAACUUGCGGUGAAACUCGACACUUUCAAAGCUGGCGCGUUUGCUGCAUCGAUGCCGUGAUACUUUCAUGCACAGGAAAGUGGAUGUCUGAGGCGUGGGGAAGGCGUGGCAGAAAGUUACAUGCAAAGCGGAGUUUCUCUUCCCGUCUACACUUUACUCUGCCAAGGGAAUGGAGCAGCUCAAGGCGGAUAACACACUAGGUGCGACUUUGAAGGUAUCUCCGAAGGCGUACGAGAAAGGUGUGGCUCGGUGCAAGGCAGGACAACUGGUGGAAGACUCUCCUCUCGAAGGGCCUGCUGGAUAAAGCUGCAAUGAAGACGAGAGAGGGGCUUCGCCUGGCAAAGAAGAUUGAAGAGGAAACCGGCCAUGGUUAGAUGCAACCAGAAGAUCUCACUGCGAGGCGACGGGAGCUCCUCUUGGGAUGAUGAGAGCUGUGUUUGGGAAAAUACGGGGUCGACUUAGCCGGGCUGGAAAAAUCAGUGGGAGCUGCAGUGAGCAUGAACCACCGGUGGCGUGCACGGGGAUGAGUGCUUGGAGCAAGCAAAGCACAGAUCGUCAGCGUCUGGAAGAAGGAAGCAAUCCAGCAGUAGCAGUGGCAAUAGACGCAGCAAAAGGAUUGUUCGGUGUGUUUAUGCCCGAAGGGGCUCGAGGCCACAGCUUUUGCCGCGACAGCAUUGCCAACCAGCUUGGAUCGAGCAUCAGGAACAGGGAUGGACUUGCGAAGGCUGCCAGGGUUGUCGACUUCGCGGCCUUGCUCACAGCGCAGUAGAUGGACGAGCUGUGCAAAGCUUCCGUGGGAGUUUUCGGGCCUUGAGCGGGGGGAGCUACAGGUUUUGUCGACUGCCUCAAGAGCUCAUUUUCUUUGCGCUUGAAACGCUCGGCUACGUACCCAGGCCGGAAGCCUGAAGCUUUUAUUGAUUAAACCAAUACAAGGCUAUAUAUAGGGCUUUAUAUCCUCUCGCCCUAGCGCCCUAGCCUCUGGCUCUCUUAUCGAUCUGGUAUAGCUCCCUGUUGGUUCUGGACAUUUUCUUUCCGACAAUGAAGGCUUACAGCAACGGGCAGUACAAGAAGGCUUAUGACGGCAACAGCAGCAACGGGCAGCACAAGAAGGCUUACGACGGCGGCAGCAGCAACAGGAAGUUCGCAAAGGAAAAGCCGAAGGAGGUGGACACUUUUGCAAUCGAGGACGAUUACGAUCGUAUGCAAGCAAGGUAUGAGAUCAUAGGAACUCAUCGUCCCGGUGAGAAGGAGGGAUUACUCGUCGACCAAUGCAGAAAAUGUAAGCAGAGAGGUCAUUGGGAAAGACACUGCAAGGGGCCUGGAGUGGAUCCUUUUGCUCAUGAACAAAAGAAAUGCUACCUCUGCCUAGCGAAGGGACACGAUACGUAUCACUGUUCAAGAGAUCCCCUGCGAAAUGAGGACUGGGCAGAGAGGACUUACACUGGACCAAUGAAGAGACUUCUUCUUGAUGUGGGUUAUAUCGUUCAGGUAGCAGACUUCCCGCAAUACCAUCCUCGUUUCUGCGUCCAACGGAUUGAAUACGAAAACCUCAAACGGAUCUGCAAAAAACAUCCAGACUUGGGAAUCUUCAUUGUGCCUCGGCCACCCUGCCCUCUUGCAUCUCAAAUCUGGGAAGCUUUUCAGGGACUCGAUGGAUUUCUCAACGCAGGCCUAGGCUUCGAGUUAUACAAAUCCAAGGAAGAAAUGCCUCCAGGGUAUAACCGGUAUGCAGCUGCAGAUGAAGCAUUGAUUGAAGAAUUGAAGAGCAAAGGAGAACUGGAUGAGUUUGAGUAUGCUUCUCUGCUAAACAGUAUACGAAUGAAUGAAUGAAAAUAAAG